AUGCAGUUCUCCACCCUCAAGUUCGCCGUUGCCGCGCUGGCAAUCUGCAGCAACACUGUCCUCGGACAAACUACUCCGUCCCAAGUUGUUGGCAAUAUCAACAUGAUCACCCAGAAGUCUCAGGCCCUUCAAGCGCCUGCUCAGUCAAUUACGGUCGUCAAUGGGCCGCUGAUCAUAGUGGGCCAGGGUCCUUUCCCGGAAAUUAUCAGAGGUUUUGUCGAUAUCGUCAGCACGGCGACUACGUCUCUUUCGCAGAUGCAGGGCAUGGCCCCCGUUCCCGCUGGCCCCGACGCUGAUGCAAUCGCCGACGCCUUUCGCGGUUUUGUCCGCGUUCACCAAGAGCUCCUCAACAUCCUUAUUGGGAAGGCCGGAUUAUUCGAAACUAUCCCCUUCGUCGGACAGCCCAUCGCAGCGGUUCUGCGUCAGAUCGAGGCCAUCGUCGAUACUCUUGCCUUCACUCUCAUUGACACUGUGUCAAGCCAGGCUUCCCAGAUUCAGUCCAGUGGUGAAAGCCUUAGCCGCACUGUUGAAACCGCGAUCAACAGCUACGAGGGAAUCGACCUGAACUGA
Messenger RNA from Colletotrichum aenigma, 570 nucleotides. RefSeq lists its product as uncharacterized. The coding region runs from base 1 to 570 and encodes 189 amino acids. The record is from RefSeq and is a predicted model, not a curated record. The transcript is spliced from 3 exons. Lineage: Eukaryota; Fungi; Ascomycota; Sordariomycetes; Glomerellales; Glomerellaceae.